Darwinula stevensoni is the source of this 1443-nucleotide messenger RNA. NCBI's taxonomy places the organism in Eukaryota, Metazoa, Arthropoda, Ostracoda, Podocopida, Darwinulidae. The record is from the annotation of a GenBank genome assembly.
GAGCAAAUGCGUCUUGAUUAUACGAUUUCGAUCGGAUCAGAGUACGAUGAAUUCUAUUCAGGAAAUACAAAUCGACGAUGGGCAAAUAAUUUUUAGAAAGGUCCUCUUCCAGCAAAUUAUUAUUUUUAAAAGGGAAAAGUUGUGGUGCUCGUCUCUGACGAAGAGAUUCGGAAUAUCUUCACCGAAGUUAUCGGAAUGAGGAGCUCGAAGGUUGAGUCGACGGCUAGAGAAGCACCGCAGAUCUAUCGGGUGGAGGAUUACCGAGGAUGCGAGAAUUCCGGCGUGAUGUGCGUCGGGGUCGAGGACACAUGGAUGGUGGAAGGGAUCUCCCGAGCCAUCCAGACCCUCUUCAUUGUGGACGGGGGAACUUCUGCUGCAGCACAAAGUCGUAUGGGCCUCUGGAUGGAGAUGGAAAGAAGAGGGAAACUCCUUCAUCGCCCUUUAACGUCUUCCGAUGUCCUUGAAUCCCUCUCCGAUGACGACUGGAGGGCAUUGAAUGAAAAAAGCCUCUUUCUUAAGAUCCCUAAGGAUACGGCGACGGAUGACGAUGCAAGGAGAGAGACUUCUUCUCUAGAAGGGGCAACAAGGAUUUUCGUCAUGGGGAGUUCAGACGGAGGAGUGGGGAUAUGGGAAGUUCCUGAGAACACGAGAUGGGUCCAGCAAGGGUUUUCCAUAGUAGACAUUUUCCUCGCCCAAUCCUUUAUGCUGAUCCACGGGUCAGAAGGGGAAGUCCGGAUUCUUCAUCUGGAAGGAAAGGAUCCCCGUGAGGCCCCUCACGGAUGGGACCACAAAAUCUGCAUUCCCCCUACCUUUAGCGCGGAAGGGACGACAGGGGUGGGGAUCCGGGAAUCUCUUUUUCUCUUGGGAGGGAAGAGAAAUCUGUGUGAAGGACGCAGCCUCGAUCUCCACAGCGAAAAAUGGAUGAAUCUCCCUCUGAUGACCCAGGGGAGAACGAACGCAACUUCGGUGAUGUGGAACCCCGACACCAUCCUCGUCAUGGGGGGGGCUGACCCCGAGAAGGAAAUGUGUCUCUCCUGCUGCGAAUUUUUGGACCUGAGAAUCGGGCAGUGGUCCCCAUUUCAUCUAAACAUGCCCCUUCCCGUGAACAGUCACGCAGCGACCCUCUACAACGAUCAUAUUUACAUCUCGGGGGGAUUCAGAGCUGGGGAAUCUCUGGGGGAGGUGCGGAGAUGCAGGGCGAAUGGGCAAGGGCCCUGGGACCCCCUUCCCUCUUUACGAUUCAAAAGACAUUUACAUGGGAUGAUGGGAUUUGGCACGGCGGGACUCCAAGUCAUCGGCGGGAUAUAUCAAAAGGAAUCAGAGCUUACGUCUGUCCUUUCGACGGAGACGCUGACCUUGGAUGGAAUGCGAGGAUGGGAGAUCCAACUGGAACUUCCCUUUAAACGUGUUUGGAAGGCUCGUUCGAUGAAGGUGGUGGGUUGA